Molecule: messenger RNA, 5217 nt
Organism: Enterobius vermicularis (human pinworm)
Lineage: Eukaryota; Metazoa; Nematoda; Chromadorea; Rhabditida; Oxyuridae
Source: the annotation of a GenBank genome assembly
AUGGACGGUUUACGCUCAGCAAAUGAAAUACGCCAAUCAGAAGCUGCCUCUGAGCUAGCAGAAAUGCUACUUUUAGGUAACGAGGAAAGUUUACCUAACCUUCCUCUCAAAGAAAUUGUUCAUGCGCUGAUCGCUUUGCUACAAAAGGAACACAAUUUUGAAUUGAUGCUUACUGCUGCUCGGUGCAUUUCAAAUAUGCUGGAAGCUCUACCUCGGGCAUUGCCUAUAGUGAUUGAUGCUGUUCCGUAUCUGUUAGAGAAAUUGAAAAGGAUCGAAUGCAUUGAUGUUGCUGAACAGUCUUUGAUGGCCUUAGAAGUUAUGUCGAAACGAAAUGGCAAGAAUAUUAUGCUCGCGGGCGGUAUUGCGGCAACGAUAUCUCAUGUCGAUUUUUUUUCUGUUCCUUCUCAGCGAUUGGCCUUUCAAGUUGCAGCCAAUUGUGCCUCAUUUGUUUCAGCAAAUGAGUUUGCGCAUGUGCGGGACUCACUCCCAGAUCUUACACAAAGACUGUUUAUUGAGGAUAAGAGAUGUCUUGAAUCUAUCUGUUCUCUUUUUUGUCGAUUGGUGGACAAUUUACGUAACAGUGCUGACAAGCUCCGAGAGGUGGCUGGGCAGAAUUAUGCACUCCUAAAGAAUGUUCAGCAUUUGCUUCUGAUGCAACCGUGCCCUGUUGGCCCAUCAACUUUUCAGUCUCUUAUAAGAAUGUUGCGCUUUAUGGCACAGAAGUGCAGUGAUAUCGCAGUGGCUCUAAUAAAUAUGGAUUUUGCUAGAACUAUUCGGUUUCUGAUUGUCGGAUCUGAAGGCGAUGAAAGUUCAUUAGAAGUAGUAAACAGGCCUUCACAACAACUUCAAGAAUUAGUUUUUCUAGCAGGUGAGCUAUUACCAUUACUUCCAUCAGACGGGUUGUUUGAGAUCGAUAGCGUUAUGAUUCGUUCGCACUUGUCCCUCUACGAAUCAUCACAAGCACAGUGGUUCUGGAAAGAUGAUUUGCACCAGUGGCAACCGUUUAGUAAUUUUGAUGCAAGAAUCAUUGAGGCUGCACAGAUGGCAAAUGAAACAGAAAUUAGUUUGCAAAUAAAUGGCAACGUGUAUAGGAUUGAUUUCCAGCGCAUGGUGCAACAAAACCAUGUGACGGGCAAUGAAAGAGCUAUUCAAAGAAAAAAUGCUCCGUCGGUACCAAAAUCAAGAUCGAGUGGCUCGGAAGACGACUGUCGAUUAGAAUUGCUUAAGACAAAGCCAGUUGCCAUUGAGGACGUCAUAAAAUUGUUGUUUCCUAUAUUAGUAGAGAUUGAUGGCAGUUCUAGUGGUCCCGCACUACGUUACGAGAGUUUACGUGUAAUGUUGCGGAUGGUAUAUCCUUCACAGUCAGAGUUGUUGAAAAGUAUUCUUAACGAUCUGCCUGUGGCAGGACACAUUGCUAGCGCAUUAGCAAGUCCUAGGAGUAAAGAUCUUUGUAUUGUAGCUUCUGCUCUACAGCUUGUCCAUCUUAUUCUUGACAAACUUCCAGAACUAUAUGCUCCUCUUUUCAGACGCGAAGGUGUGGCUCACGAGGUGGAAAAACUAGCCAGAAUAAAGCUUGAAUCACCUGUUACAUUGCCUCCGGUCCGUUCAUCACCUUCCGUUUUAACAGAGUCGAAGGACUCUCCUUCCAGUACGAAAAGUCGUGGCAGUUUGAAGUCGCGCAGCAGUAACGGUCAUAACGACGAGCUUGUAAAUGGGAAACAAGCAACAGUUUGUGGGAGAAAUUACGGCCAGCUUCCAACUACAUCGGAAGUUGCUACAACCAGCAACGAAGGAGCUAGAGUGAUUGUCUCUUCUAGUGGUGGGAAGCAUCGUAGAAAGAGGUCUCCUGAGAGUCCAAUUUCAAAGAAGGAGUCUCGCCGCAAAGGCUCUUCUUCAAAUUUUCUUCAUUCGAUUCGCAUCCCCAGUUUCCGUAUGCCUGGUGCACUGUCUUCUCGUUCACCCAGUGAUGGUGGUGUACCGAUUGAAGGUUCUGCUGCUUCUUCAAGUGCUCCAUCAAGUUCUCACUCGACAGUAUCAACUCGACCUCGCUUGCCUUUCCCUUAUGUAGUGGGAUCUUCUCAGUUAGCCGCCUCAUACUCUUCUAUUUUAAUGCAUUCCUCUACAACGGGUCAUUCGGGUAUCCCAAUUCCCAUUAGCACGUCGUCAACGUCAUCACACGUUUCAGCCUUAAAUCAUCAACAGAAAGAAAAAGUCAGGCAAUGGAUACGAAAGGAAGCAGAACAUUUGAUGGUUACUUAUUUAUCAUGCCCUAGUAUCGGUAAUGACUCGUUAGCGACAUCUACAAUUGUUCGUAUGAGUGCGGUUGCAUCCGCAUUAACUGGAGAUAAGGAUGUUGGAUGUGCACCUCUCAAUGAAAUCAAGUCAAUAAUUUUGGAAAAUGAUGUUAGUGCCUUUGAACUUAGUCACAGCGGUGUUCUUUCUGCAUUGACUUGCUAUUUGACAAGUGCUCCUGGUGGCAUACAGCCUACUAGGAAGUUACGCCUUAAGAGAUUUUGUGCAGUUUUUAUGUCUUUAAAUGCAGACAAUUUACGACCAGCUGAUGAAGCUAAAUGCUGGGUUGCAUUUGAAGCUUUAGUUUCCAAGUUACUGGCGUCCGUGGCACAGUUGGAACAAUUUCAAGUAAAGGUCACGGAUAUGGCAGCCGUAGUGUCUGGUUCUUCUGCGAAUGCGCUUAGAGGAGCUCAGGCGUUACGUUUUUUCCAGACCCAUCAAAUCAGAUGUAAUUUGAGAAGACAUCCGUCUUGUAGAGAGUUGAAGGAAUGGAGACGCGGGCACGGAUCGAUUAAAGUCGAUCCCUUCACUUCAAUUUCGGCUAUUGAAAAGUAUUUGCUUGAUCGCGGUGUUGGGUACGUCCGAUCUGAUGAGUCAUCUGGUGAUGAUAACGAUAGUGAAGAUGAUGAGAUGCCCUCAGAGGGUUCUGUCAACGCACAGCAGAGUGGUCAGCAGCGACGAAUCGAUAUAAUAAUAAACGAGGAGAAAAUUCCAGGGCAUAUGUCAAUUUUACAAAUCUAUGCAGCAGGUAAAACUCGUUACAAAGAUGGGACAGUGAUGGGAAAACAAAGGGAUUUUAUUCUGUUUCCAGAAAAUAUAGCGAUACGUCAAUAUUCGCCAUCGAUGAUGGGAGAGAACAGUGACCAACUCUCUAUUGCGACGGGGUUAUGGAUGAAUACUCAUACCUUAUAUUACAAAGCUGCUUCCACUCCACCAUCUCCAGAAAUGACUAGCGAGUCAACGUCUUCGAAACAGUUGAAUUCGAAGAGUGACCGUAAAGAGCGACGUUCAAGAGUAGACGAACAUCUAUGGCUUGAAGGACAAAUCCCGAAAUUUGAUUGUCCGCUUGAUCGUUAUCUCACUGGGUCGUUGCCUGUAGAAAUCGAAGAUCCAAGCGUUCCAUCGCUUGUCCUCCUCCGUGCCCUUUAUGGUCUUAACAGGUUUUGGUGGUGUUUAUUCGAUGAUGAAGACAUACCUCCGAGCAGUCAUGCACCACUGUUACCAAGCACAGCGUUCCAUUCUUGUAAGUUGAAUGCAAAGUUGGGGCGACAACUUUCGGAUUUUUUGUCAGUGGCGACGCAGCAAGUGCCGAAAUGGGCGUCAGAUCUUGUUGAAGCAGUUCCGUUUAUCUUCACUUUCGCCUCAAGAAGAAAUCUUCUCUACUGCACCGCGUUUGGACGUGAUCGUGCUUUAAUGCAUUUGGUGAACCAAGCUGACGGAGGUCAUGCUGACGGAGAGAGCGGUCGUCUUACCCCUCGUCUUGAAAGGCGUAAAGUCUCGAUUCGUCGCGAGGACCUUCUUCGGCAAGCUGAGCAAGCUUUAAAUCGCUUGGGUAGCAGUAGGGCUAUGUUGGAGGUUGGAUUUGAAGGUGAAGCCGGUACAGGUUUCGGCCCCACACUUGAAUUUUAUUCUACUGUCUCACGAGAAAUUCAGAAAGCAUCUUUGAAACUCUGGAAUGGAACUCCAGUAACUUUGCAGGAUAGUGCUGCUGUACACGCUAGUCAAAACGCCAAACAAAGAGAUGCACGUUUAAGGAAAUUUGAAUUUAUAGGAAGACUUUUGGCACAGGCACUAAUUGACGCUCGAAUGUUGGAUAUACCAUUCAAUCCUAUAUUCUUUAAAUGGUUUUGCGGCGAAGAUCGUUCAUUUGGUCUUGCCGAUCUGGAAGUUCUUGAUAAGGAUUUGUAUCAUUCUUUAAGAGCUUUGGCCACAUCCACUGCUGAUGAAAUCAUAUCGUUAGAUCAAAUGUUUACAUUGCCCGGAGAUGAUAACUUUGAACUGAUUAAGGGUGGGAAGCAUCGUACAGUUGAAAAGUCGAACUUGGUUUCGCACUGGAAAUUAGUAGAGGGGGUGCGUCGUGAGAUGGAAGCUGUUCGUCGAGGGUUUGAGACCGUGAUCAAUGUCCGAGACCUUACCUGUUUUACUCCUGAUGAGAUGGAAGAGCUUUUCUGUGGAUGUUCUGAUGUGAACUGGUCACGUACUUGGAGUGAACCUGUAUUACAGACUUCGAUUAAGCCAGAUCACGGCUACAGCCAUGAUAGCGAUCAAAUUCAUUGGUUAAUACGCAUGUUGUCGGAGUAUAAUCGUGAACAGCAGCGCAAAUUCUUGCAGUUUGUUACUGGUUCUCCAAAGCUUCCUGUUGGGGGAUUUCGAUCUUUAAAUCCUCCCCUGACUGUUGUCAAAAAAUCUGGAUCAUACAGUGACAAUGAUGCUGAGUUACCGUCGGCCAUGACAUGUUAUAAUUACCUCAAAAUCCCUGCUUAUAGUUCUUAUGAAGUUUUUAAACAAAGAUUUGAGCCAGUCAAAAUUUCGUCAAGGAAGAAAAUCCCCAUUCGCCUUUCAACCAGAUUACAUUCAUCGUCUCGACAGCCCCCAUACCUCUUUGUUGCUUACGGCUUCAUUGGGCCAGGAGUAGCAAACUCUCCUUUGUACACGGUUUGUUACUACGAUGGGCCUAUAGCCAUUAGAAGACUACUGAUGGGCACAUUUGGCCGCGCCAGUGUGGUUGGGAGAGAAACCCCUUUUAAGCCAGUAAACUUAGGAAAUGACGGAGUUUCUACAGUUGGACUAGUGCAAGGCAUUUCACGGGUUGGAGGCCUAUAUCGGAGUGAGAAUGAACAUCCUGAAGAAACUGGAACGUUUGUUGAAAUACAACGCGCCAUAACCUCGUCACACUUUGGGUCUGUAAAGCUAGGAGAAUCCUAG